UCUCACUAUUUUCUCUCCCUUGGUUUCAUCCCACUCUCUUUUCCCUUUCCUGUCGUUCUCUCUCUCUCUCUCUCUCUCUCUCCUUGUCUUGCCGCCGAACCACUACACUUAGAAGGAAGCUUCUCCUUUCAUCAAAUUUUCCGCAACAAAUCAUCUUAGAGCCGGAAAAAGUUACAAGGAUUUUGAACGAAUUUUGGUUUAUUUCAUUCUUUGAGGAUCGAUCGGACUAAUAAUAAUGGAUGUGAAAACAAAGAGAAAAACUGUUACAGAGAAUGGGGAUACUGGGGAGGACUUGGUUCUUGCGACUUUGAUUGGGAAUGGCGACGAUGUGGGCCCUCUCGUUAGGCAUGCAUUCGAGAUGGGGCGGCCGGAAUCACUCCUUCACCAGCUCAAGCAUGUUGUUAAGAAGAAGGAAGUUGAGAUUGAGGAUCUCUGCAAGACUCAUUAUGAGGAAUUCAUUCUUGCGGUCGACGAGCUUCGGGGCGUGCUGGUUGAUGCUGAGGAGCUGAAAGGUGAGCUUUCAAGUGAUAAUUUUAGGUUGCAAGAGGUUGGGAGUGCUCUCUUGAUCAAACUUGAGGAGCUUCUUGAAUCUUAUGCAAUUAAGAAGAAUGUGACCGAAGCUAUUAAGAUGUCAAAGAAUUGUGUCCAAGUGUUGGACCUUUGUGUUAAGUGUAACAAUCACAUUUCUGAUGGCCAGUUUUACCCUGUGCUGAAAACGGUGGAUCUGAUUGAGAAAACUUACUUGCAGAAUGUUCCUGUCAAAGCACUUAGAACUAUGAUAGAACGAAGAAUUCCGGUAAUCAAGUCUCACAUUGAGAAGAAAGUUUGUAGUCAAUUCAAUGAGUGGCUAGUGCACAUAAGGAGUUCCGCGAAGGUCAUUGGACAAACAGCAAUAGGUCAUGCCGCCUCUGCACGUCAGAGGGAUGAGGAAACGCUAGAACACCAAAGGAAAGCAGAGGAGCAAAAUAUUUCCGAAUUAGAAGAUUUUUCUUUUUCUUUAGAUGUGGAAGAAUUGGAUGAAGAUUCUGUUUUGAAGAUUGAUCUGACACCUCUUUAUCGGGCAUAUCACAUCCACACUUGUCUAGGAAUUCCAGAGCAGUUCCGCGAUUAUUACUACAGAAAUCGUAUGUUGCAGCUUAACUCGGACCUGCAGAUCUCUUCGGCACAGCCUUUUGUUGAAUCUUAUCAAACAUUUUUAGCUCAGAUUGCGGGUUUCUUCAUAGUGGAGGAUCGGGUUUUGAGGACUGCUGGAAGUCUACUUUUAGCUGAGCAGGUUGAAGCAAUGUGGGAAACUGCUUUGUCGAAAAUGACUUCUGUUUUAGAGGAACAGUUCUCCAAUAUGGAUUCCACAACCCAUCUUCUUCUGGUGAAGGAUUAUGUAACUCUUCUUGGAUCUACUCUUAGACAAUAUGGUUAUGAAGUUGGUCUGCUCCUUGAAGCGCUAGACAAGAGCCGAGACAAGUACCAUAAGCUUCUUCUUGAAGAGUGUCGUGAACAGAUUGUUAAUGCUCUUGCUCAUGAUACCUAUGAGCAGAUGGUUAUGAGAAAGGAUGCUGACUAUGAAAACAAUGUCUUGUUAUUCAACCUUCAGACCUCAGAAAUAAUGCCUGCCUUCCCUUAUAUUGUGUCGUUCUCCUCCAUGGUGCCCGAUUGUUGUCGCAUUGUCAGAUCGUUCAUUAAAGGGUCUGUAGAUUACUUGUCUUAUGGGAUGCAUGCUAAUUUUUAUGAUGUUGUGAAAAAGUAUCUGGACAAGCUCCUAAUUGAUGUGUUAAAUGAGGUACUGUUGAGUACAAUUGAAAGCGGUAGCAUUGGCAUCUCUCAGGCCAUGCAGAUUGCUGCGAACAUAUCUGUUCUCGAAAGAGCUUGCGACUUUUUUCUUCGAAAUGCGGCUCAGCUAUGUGGGAUCCCAAUACGGUCGAUUGAGAGGACUCAAGCUAGUUUAACUGCAAAGGUGGUCCUCAAAACCUCAAGGGACGCAGCUUAUCUCGCUCUUCUGAAUUUGGUGAAUAGCAAGUUGGAUGAGUUUUUGGCGCUUAUGGAAAAUAUCAAAUGGACUUCAGAGGAGUUAUCCGAGCAUGCAAAUGAUUAUAUGAAUGAAGUCAUUAUUUACUUGGACACUGUUUUGUCCACAGCGCAGCAAAUUUUGCCUUUGGAUGCACUCUACAAGGUUGGAAGUGGGGCUCUUGAACAUAUUUCCAACUCGAUAAUGGCAGCUUUUCUUAGUGAUAGUGUCAAGAGGUUUAGUCUCAGUGGUGUUAUGGGCAUCAACACUGAUCUGAAGAUGUUAGAAUCUUUUGCGGAUGAAAGAUUUCACAGUAUGGGCUUGAGGGAGCUGUCUAAGGAAGGUAGUUUUAGAGGCUGUUUGAUAGAAGUGCGCCAAUUAAUCAACCUUUUGUCGAGUAGUCAGCCUGAGAACUUCAUGAAUGCUGUGAUAAGGGAGAAAAACUACAAUUCUUUGGAUUACAAGAAGGUGUCCAUUAUUUGUGAGAAAUUUAAGGAUUCCCCUGAUGGAAUCUUUGGAAGCCUCGCAAACAGGAACGCAAAGCAGAGUGCACGCAAGAAGUCAAUGGACAUACUGAAGAAAAGAUUGAAAGACUUCAACUAAGGCCCAGAAAAUCUUUUAGCGUCAUAAUAUUAGGAGUCAGUGUUCUUGAGACUAUGUUGAACAAGCUUCGUUGGUAUGAGCAUCAGUCCAAGCAGACAAGACAAGGCCAUCAUGUUGCUCAACUUGCACAUCUUCUUCAUGUCCUUGUAAACUACAAAAAAGGUAUUACCGGUAUACCAAUUUCACUGGGAUUCGUUUUUGCUA
Molecule: messenger RNA, 2809 nt
Organism: Morus notabilis
Lineage: Eukaryota; Viridiplantae; Streptophyta; Magnoliopsida; Rosales; Moraceae
Product: exocyst complex component SEC15A
Exons: 3
Coding region: 236-2605 (789 amino acids)
Biological process (GO): exocytosis; Golgi to plasma membrane transport; intracellular protein transport
Cellular component (GO): exocyst; membrane
Source: RefSeq, a predicted model, not a curated record